This is a messenger RNA of Penicillium diatomitis, 2217 nucleotides long. RefSeq names its product putative MFS transporter. NCBI's taxonomy places the organism in Eukaryota, Fungi, Ascomycota, Eurotiomycetes, Eurotiales, Aspergillaceae. The coding region runs from base 1 to 2217 and encodes 738 amino acids. The transcript is spliced from 3 exons. Gene Ontology annotation, biological process: transmembrane transport. Gene Ontology annotation, molecular function: transmembrane transporter activity. The record is from RefSeq and is a predicted model, not a curated record.
AUGGACUCGGUAGAGGAGCCGCCGUCACCAACAAUGUCUCAGGAGAAGCGCCAAUCGUCAACUCCGCGUUGGAAACGUCUUUGGACCGUGAGACCGGCCGCGGCCACGGGGUCCGAGGGUGAAUCGUAUCGACCGAAAUCGACUCUGGGGAUUCUCAGUGACAGGGAGACGGACGAAGUACCCGGCACCGUCUUGCUAUUGUCAGCGGACCGGAAUGAGCCGCUGGGAAUGAGACAUCAACCACAGAGGACGUCAACAUCGUCACUCCAUUCUUCAGCGCCACCUUCUCGCUCAUCGUCACGAUCUGCCGUGCCUCAGAAGAAACGGACGGCGGAUGGGCAGAUCGUGCUGGAACCACAGCCUGAUGACUCGGCCAACGAUCCGCUCAAUUGGCCCAUGUGGCAACGAGAUGCGGCUCUGCUGUCUCUAGGAUUCUAUUGUCUAAUGGGAGGUGGCAUGACUACCAUUUUAGCUGCAGGGUUCUCUGAUGUCGCCAGUACUUACGAGGUCACCAAGCAGAAGGUGGCAUAUACGACUGGCCUCUACAUGCUGGGGCUGGGCAUUGGCUCGGUGAUCAUGUCGCCAACGGCUAUCUUAUUUGGCAAACGUCCUGUGUAUUUGUUGGGCGCAACUUUGUUCAUUAUCUCUUGUAUCUGGUGUGCAGUGUCCCCCAACUACCCCAGCCUGGUGCUGGCGCGCAUUUUCCAAGGCAUUGCCGUCAGUCCAGUGGAGUGCCUUCCAUCCGCCACCAUUGCGGAGAUCUAUUUCCUACACGAGCGUGCUUACCGAGUUGGGGUCUAUACUCUGUUACUUCUCGGUGGAAAGAACCUCGUUCCCUUGGCCAGUGCGGCGGUCAUCGGCAGCCUAGGCUGGCGAUGGGUGUUCUGGAUUGUCGCAAUCAUCGUGGGCGCCUGCUUCUUCUUACUUUUCUUUUUCGUUCCAGAGACCUUCUGGGAUCGCACACCCCGGCCGCGAAGACAUCACCGACCGAGCCACAUGAGCCGCAGUGUGUCCGACUUUGUGAGUAAUGGAUUUCGGGGUCGGCAUCCGCACGCAGAGGUUCCACAAGAGCCCGUGGAAAGCAAAGACAACGUUGUGCCAGAAUUGCCAACAACCCCAAGAACCGAAAAACAUGCGCAUUUCAAUUUCGCGGACGAUUCACCGAAGGAAACAGCGACGGGUGCAGCAGAAGGUGAUGCUGCCGUAGCCGAGCAACCCGAGCAAGCCGUUCGCCGCAACGACGACGGCCAAAAUCGCAAUGAGCCUACGUCGAGUGGCGCAGGUGAGCCAAGUCACUUGACUGUACCACCAAUGGCAGUCGUGCCGCCGGCAAAUCCCCACGAUCUGGAGUCGGGCUUUCGCGCAGCAGUGUCGCCGACCAGGAGCGCCCGAAGCGAAUCGCACUCACCAGGGAUGCAACUCCCGGCGCCUUUGCAAUACACAAACCGACUUCGCGAACGGCCCAAGAUUCCGUUUUCUCAGCAGCUCCGGGUAUGGAAUGGCCGGAUUGCCCAUGACAAAUGGUGGAAAGUGGCUCUGCGCCCAUUCAUUCUCUUUGCUUACCCGGCUGUUCUCUGGUCGUCAGUUGUGUAUUCACUUUCUGUGGGCUGGUUGAUUGUUCUUUCAGAGUGCGUCGCAGCGAUCUACGAAUCCUCCGAGUACUAUGGAUUUACUGCGCUCCAGACUGGUCUGAUCUAUAUUUCUCCAUUUGUGGGUGGUCUUCUGGGUACCGCCGUUGCAGGUAAAGUGUCAGAUAUCGUGGUGCGAUACAUGACUCGCCGUAACGGCGGCAUCUACGAACCGGAAUUCCGACUGGUGAUGGCACUUCCUAUCGCUAUCUCCACGACCAUCGGUCUGAUGGGCUUUGGCUGGAGUGCGCAACUGAUGAAUUCGUGGAUCGUUCCUACCAUUUUCUUCGGUGUCAUCUCCUUCGGGUGCUGUCUUGGUAGUACUACUGCCAUUACUUUCUGUGUGGACAGUUACCGUUCAUACGCAGGAGAGGCUCUCGUGACCCUGAACUUCAGUAAGAACGUACUUCACGGUCUUAUUUUCUCGCUGUUCAUUGUAAGCUGGUUGGAGUCGGACGGCUCGCGAACUGUGUUCCUGGCUAUUGGCGGUAUCCAGCUGUUCUUCCUCUCGAUGACGAUUCCAAUGUACAUUUACGGCAAGCGGGCACGCAUGUGGACGGUGCGCAAGCGGCUCUUGGAACGCUUCUGA